AAGGAACGAGAACAAGGCGUGCUUUGCGCCUGGAAAGAAAGUGAAGAGAGCGUAGUAACUCAUCCACUGCACUUGGCAGCGCGCAGAAAAGGCGAGAGAGUUUGGUAAGGGUGGUUUGUGGCGAUUUGGUCGAAGGAGGUUGAGCAAUAAAAGCCAGCGUUUCGGGUUAUAACGUAUCGUUUUUAUUCCCCAACGUCCGCACGGCGCAAGGACGAAGCCGAGGCUUCAUUGCUUCAGGGGCUGGGCUGCUCUGUCUCUUCCUUUCACACAUCGUUUCCAGGGCCGUUCUUCUAACGGUUCUUCUUUUCCUUGAGAUUUACUCUUUGUGAAGCUACGACGGAAAUAUGUUGCAAAGCACCGUGGGUAGGGACUGGUCCUGUACGGAUGAAUACGAGAAACUUGUUUUCCGGAUGAGCACACCCAGGGUCGUCAUCGACAAUGCCGUUUGCUCCACAGCAACUCUAGUCAAGAUUGACAGCGCUAGAAGGCAUGGCAUUCUUUUGGAUGCCGUACAAGUUUUAACUGAUCUGAACCUUUCAAUUCAAAAGGCUUACAUUUCCUCCGAUGGCAAGUGGUUCAUGGAUGUUUUCCAUGUCACCGAUCAAAACGGAAGCAAGCUAACGGAUGAGAGCGUUUUAAGAUACAUUGAACAGUCUCUUGGAAGCAUUCAGAUUGGUAGAACCGACCAUCCCAAUGGUCUUACUGCAUUGGAAUUAACUGGAACUGAUCGCGUCGGUCUUCUUUCGGAAGUUUUUGCUGUACUGGCACAUCUGCAAUGUGAUGUGGUGGACGCCAAGGUUUGGACUCACAAUGGCAGGAUUGCAUCUCUAAUAUUUGUAAAAGACUGCAAUUCUGGUUCCCCCAUUGAGGACGCUCAGAAAAUUGAUAGAAUUGAAGCACGUUUAAGAAAUGUCUUAAAGGGAGACAAUGACAUUAGAAGUGCGAGGACUUCUGUCUCUAUGGCUGUCAUGCACACUGAAAGAAGGUUGCAUCAGAUGAUGUUCGCGGACCGUGAUUAUGAGAGGGCUCCCAUAUUCAAGUGUAAUUUUGAUACCCCAGUAGUGACCGUCCAAAAUUGGGCAGAAAGAGGUUAUUCGGUUGUGAAUGUUCAGUGCAAGGACCGAAUAAAGCUCCUAUUCGAUGUUGUUUGCAAUCUGACGGACAUGGAAUAUGUUGUGUUUCAUGCAACGAUUAACACAACUGGAGACCAAGCAUAUCUGGAGUUUUACAUUAGACAUAAGGAUGGGACGCCAAUUAGUUCAGAACCAGAGCGUCAACGCGUAAUCCAGUGCUUAGAAGCAGCUGUGGAGAGAAGGGCAUCUGAGGGUCUUAGACUAGAGCUAUGUACAGAAGACAAGCAGGGUCUUCUAGCAGAGGUCAUGAGAACAUUUCGAGAAAAUGGACUCAAUGUGAGGAGGGCUGAGAUAUCCACCUUGGAAGACCAGACCGCAAAUAUCUUCUACGUAACGGAUGCGGUUGGAAACCCAGCUGACCCCAAAAUCAUAGAAUCUGUGAGGGAGAAGAUUGGGCUGAACAAGUUGAGAGUGAAGGAAUUGCCAUUGAUACGUCAUCAGAAAGCAGAUAGGGAAGAUCAAACAUAUGGAGUGGGUGGGACAGUGUUAUUGUCUAUAGGGAGCCUCGUGAGAAGGAAUCUAUACAAUUUGGGGCUCAUCAAAUCCUGCUCAUAAAGCACAAAGGGAGCGCGGAAGAUUUGUAGCAUAAUAUUCUUUGCGUCCGGUUUGGGCUAUGUGUACAUAAGAAAGUAAUUGUCGGUAGUUGUAGUUGGAUGGAGUUUGGUUGGUGGGAAAAUAUUAGGUAAUACACAGCUGGAAGGAUUGGCGGCAACCCACCAUUUUAAAUGCUUUGUGUGAGGGGGCAAGGAUUUGAGAUAGGAGAGAUGUUGUGUUGAUUUCCACCAUAGGCUGUGAUACAGGAUUCUUAGGGGUACGGCACACACAGGCCUUUAGGUUAGAGAUACUGGCGAAUUUGGUGUAUACAGCACACAGACUCAUUUGUACAUAACGGUCAUUCAGAGAGUAUUAAUUUAAGUGGUUGACUUCAUAUUUUUU
Messenger RNA from Neltuma alba, 2069 nucleotides. RefSeq names its product ACT domain-containing protein ACR8. NCBI's taxonomy places the organism in Eukaryota, Viridiplantae, Streptophyta, Magnoliopsida, Fabales, Fabaceae. The coding region runs from base 345 to 1688 and encodes 447 amino acids. The transcript is spliced from 7 exons. The record is from RefSeq and is a predicted model, not a curated record.